GGGCCGGGCGGAGGCGGGUGCAGGGCGGAGCCGCCCGGCCGGGGCAGGGACGGCGGGGCCGGCACGGCUCGGUACGGCUCGGCUGGGCUCUGUAGGGCUCGGCACGGCUCGGCAGGGCAGGCACCGCUGCCGGCAGAGCGGAGCAGAGCGGCGCGGCCAUGGGGAAGGUGCAGCUCUUCGAGAUCCGCCUGGGCGAGAGCCGCGUCAUCUACAGCCCCGGCGAGCCGCUGGUCGGCACCGUCACCGUGCGGCUCUCGGGCUCGCUGCAGUACCGAGCCAUCAAGGUGAGCUGCGUUGGAUUCUGCGGGGUGUCCAACAAGAUCAACGACACCGCCUGGACCGUGGAGGAGCAGUACUUCAACACCACGCUGUCUCUGGCAGACAAAGGAGUCCUUUCAGCUGGGGAGCACAACUUUCCCUUCCAGUUCCUGCUGCCAGCCUCUGCUCCUACAUCGUUUGAAGGCCCUUUUGGCAAGGUCCUCCAUCAGGUGAAAGCUGUGAUAGACACACCGCGCUUCUCCAAGGACUACAAGUGCAACAAGAUCUUCUAUGUCCUCUGCCCUCUCAACUUGAAUGACAUCCCUGAUAUUGAGCAGCCCAACACGAUGUCAGUCACCAAGAAGUUCAGCUACAAGCUUGUGAAAAGUGGCAACGUUAUCCUGACCGCCACCUCCGAUCUGAAAGGGUACAUUGUGGGGCAGGUGAUCCAGCUCCGCACAGACAUCGAGAACAAAUCGGGCCGGGACACCGGGGCUGUGGUGGCCAGCCUGCUCCAGAAAGUGGCUUACAAAUCCAAGCGCUGGAUUUACGACCUGAGGACCAUCGCGGAGGUGGAAGGCUCAGGAGUGAAAGCCUGGAAACACGCAGAAUGGAAGGAGCAGAUCCUCGUCCCAGCACUGCCCCAGUCCAUUUUGCAGGGCUGUAGCCUCAUACACAUCGACUACUACAUCCAGGUUUCCCUCAAGUCACCAGAGGUUUCAGUCACCCUUCCCAUCUAUAUCGGUAACAUCGCAGUGAACAGGGUCCCUCUGAGCCCCUCCCGAUCCGUGCAGCACCUACCAUCCGCAGUGGUCCCCAGCGCCCCCCCGGAGGAGGAGGAGGCUGCCAGCGGCUAUCACCCCAUGGACAAUGUCUUGAUCCCCACCAAAAGCCAUUCCCAGCAGCAGCCGUUCAGCUACGCCCCAGGACUGAGCUUCCAGGAAGCGGACUCUGAGCAGACGGGCUCCCCGAACCACCCCACGCUCUGCCUCUCGACGGGAGCCACCGUCCCUUACUACGCCGAGGGAAACGUGGUGCCUGUGCCCACUGCCAGCUCUCUCAUUUUGCCUCCAGAGUACAGCACGUGGGGCUACCCGUACGAGGCGCCUCCAUCCUACGAGCAGAGCUGCAGCAGUGCCAACUCCAGCAUCAGCAACGGCAACUAGCCUCCCCUGCUUCGCGUCCCGCUGGCGCGAUGGUUCACCGGCCUACUGCAAAGUCUGGUACAGCACAAGGCGUCUUUUUUAUCUCUGUGGCUGCUUGGCAGGGUAAAUGGCACAUCCCAGCCUGGGCUUUUUGAGUCACUUUCUUGGGAGGGGAAAAAACAAACAAAAGGGCAGCCAGAGCAGCCCGUGUGUGUGUGUGUGCUUGUGUAGGAGAGGUCUGAACCGUCUCCUGCUGCGUCAGGUGCUGGAGAAGUGCUUUUGCCCCAGGGAUGCCCUCUGCAGCAGCCUGUGUUUCAAGUACUGUAGUCAACACUAACUGCUUUACUAUCAAAGCACCUGCGAUGCCUUAUCUGAAAUGCUCCUGACUUGGCAUGUCUCCACUGUAGGUUGCAGGCAGGGCUGUGUGAACUUUCUUUCGUGGGCCACGUGCUCUCCGGAAAUGCUUUAGGCAGCCCUCCCUCCCUGUCCUCGUGGGUCUCAAGUGUAGCUGAAACAGGUUUCUUGGAGUAAGCAGGUUUGGAAGGCCAGGGACUGUUACAGAGCCAGAAGCACAAGCCCUCGCUGUACCAGUGUGGUGGGGUGAGUGACCGGCAGCCUUUGGUCCCCUGGCGGUGGGGCUGGACCGCUGCCUGCUAGCAGUGAGUGGAGAACAGCCCCUGGCAGCGGGGAGCCUUUUCAGCAAGGGUAAUUUCUCAGAAGCCCUGCAGGAGACAGACCGUCCUUGCUUGCUGCGAGGAUGACCAGUACCAGUCAGGUCCCACGUCCCAUCUCCUGCUCCUGCAGGAUUCCCUCUCCAUCCCUGCUGCUGCUGCCUUAGGCAGGCCAGAAUUACACGACAAUCAAGUUACAGAAGUCUGUCUGAUGCUACCUCUGCGUCUGCCCGAGGACCCCAUCCGUGGAAGCCCUGCCUUCUGGGAUCAGCCUCCCUCAAGGCUCAGCCUGCAGCCUCUCUGUCCGUGGUGCCACACCGCUGCACGUGGCCUGGGGACGGCGCUCUCUGCGGGCUGGUACUGGUUUGCUGCUCGCCUCCUGAGCCACCUUGAGCCACAGCAGGAUGCAAAAACGAGUGAGUGGGAACACCGACUGCUACGCUUCAUUUGCAGCCUCUGCUGGACCUGGCAGGUCAGGGGAAGAAGCUGGUGUACUGAAAACAACAUUUUUUCUUUUGUGCUUUUUUUUUUUUUUCCCCGUUGUUGUCUAGCUUUUUAGUAUUGACUGCCCAAGCUGAGGAAACCACAAACCAGAUACUCAGCUCAGAGCUGUAGGCAUCCAGCCAAGGCUGAAAUUGCAGACUGCACCUUUGGCACCUCUGAGAAUUGGUCCCCACGCUUCCUCGUGCUGGGCAGGCAAUAUCUAACAAACCCGCUGUGAGAGCCACAGCCUCUGCCUCCUCACAGCCCUGGCAGGCAGCUGGGGACAAGCCCUGCUUUGCACUCUUCCUUUGCAAAUGCUUUUUAUUUCGUUUUAUUUUAUUUUAAAAGUGUUGAACUGCUUUAAGGAUAGUGUAGAGAAGGUGCCGUUCUGAGCAGUGCUGGCACAACAUGCACCAAUGUUGAAAGAAUGAUUGUCAUUGUCCCUAAAUAUAUAUAUAUAUGAGAUAAAGUUUUGUUUUUAAUGAUUGAAUUCAUAAACACAAAUUUUAAUGCUGUAUUUAAUAAAUUAUUCGAAGAGAA
Molecule: messenger RNA, 3097 nt
Organism: Anas platyrhynchos (mallard)
Lineage: Eukaryota; Metazoa; Chordata; Aves; Anseriformes; Anatidae
Gene: ARRDC1
Product: arrestin domain containing 1
Biological process (GO): protein transport
Cellular component (GO): cytoplasm
Molecular function (GO): ubiquitin protein ligase binding; ubiquitin-like ligase-substrate adaptor activity
Source: RefSeq, a predicted model, not a curated record